GUUGUUUUUUUUUCUCUGAACUGUCAAGAUCAUAAAAAGCACAGAGAAACUGCAAAAGAGCCAGUAAUUGAGCACGGCAUUGUAGUUAAUAAGUAACAGGCCUCAUCGGUCCCACCCUGCAAGGCCUGCUGGGAAAAUCUCUUGGCAGGCAGCGUUGUCAGUGUGUGUGCUUAGAGAUAUUGCAAAAGCAAAAACAGGAAGAGCACUCAAGACCCGUUUUUUUGUGGCUUCAGUUCAGUGUUUGUGCUCAUCUGCUGCUCCUCCAAAGAGUGCUGCAAAAUGGGUAAAGUGACUAAUUCUGGCCCACUGGCUCGGAGGCCGGACAACUCUGCUUUCAAACAGCAGAGACUCCCAGCCUGGUCCCCAAUGCUAACAGCUAACACGGUGCUGCCUUUCUUUUACAUCAUGGCUGUAGUAUGCAUGUUACUGGGAGUGUGGCUUCUUGUGACUGUACAGAGCACUCAGGAAAUGAAGAUGGAUUACACAAAAGCAGGAACAUGUGAUUUAUGCUUUGAAAAACGUAAAAAUGUGAGCCAUGCAGCAGAGCCCUGCAGUUGUACUGUGGUUUUCUCACUUGAAAAGCCUUUCAAGGGUAAUGUUUUCUUCUACUAUGGCCUUAAAAACUUCCAUCAGAACCUGAGACGGUACAUGGACUCCAGAGAUGAUGGGCAGAUGGUUGGCAGAAAGACUAAUCUUGAGAACCCCAGCUCUUACUGUAAACCAUUUGACAAAGAUGCAAAAGGAAUUCCUAUUGCACCUUGUGGAGCUGUGGCCAACAGCAUGUUCAAUGACAGUUUCGCUCUGUUGUAUCACAAUUCAAGUGGUGUAACACAGAAGGUCCAUCUUCUGCGACAAGGCAUCACAUGGUACACAGACAAAAACGUGAAGUUCAGGAAUCCAAAGACGGGCAACCUGACUCUUCCAGAGGUUUUUUCAGGCACAGUGAAGCCUCUGUACUGGAAGAACCCUGUGUAUGACCUUGACCCAAUGAAUCCAACCAAUAAUGGCUUUAUAAAUGAUGACUUCAUUGUGUGGAUGAGAGAAGCUGCUUUUCCAAACUUCAAGAAGCUGUACGGUGUCCUGAACAGAGAUUAUACACCAUUUGAUGAGGGUCUACCAGCAGGGAAUUACAGCAUUAACAUAGUGUACAACUUCCCGGUGCAGUAUUUUCGAGGACGAAAGGAAGUGGUGUUGACUACACUGACCUGGUUUGGAGGUCAGAACCACUUCCUGCCCAUUGCUUACCUAGUGACCAGCAGCAUCAUUCUACUUCUGGCCAUUGUCCAAACUGUGGUUUGGUGGAAGUUUGGGAAGGAUGGAAAAAACAUGGAAGAGUGAAAAGCUGCCACAGUUUGUGACAAAACAAGCACUGGUUUUGAAUUGCAUUGAGCUGUAGGCUCAUGUUUUACAUUAGAAGAUUAGUUUGCACUGUGGACAAAGUAAUCCAAGAUUGCACUGAUUGUGUGAAUGUAAAUAUAAGGAAAACUGUAAAAACUACCAUGCCCUAAAUAUUCUUGAUUGUAUUUUGGUUGUAAAUAAUUUCACUUAUUUGUGAAAUUCAGUUGUGUUGAAAUGUGUAUUAAAUAAUGGAGAAAGUGUUGUAUGUAUUCAGAUAUACAUUAAUACAAGUGAAAAGGGCUUGCACUUUUGUUUGAAGGGCAUUAGCCAAAAGAAAGUCUGUU
Periophthalmus magnuspinnatus is the source of this 1682-nucleotide messenger RNA. RefSeq names its product transmembrane protein 30C (gene cdc50c). Gene Ontology annotation, cellular component: plasma membrane; Golgi apparatus; endoplasmic reticulum. Lineage: Eukaryota; Metazoa; Chordata; Actinopteri; Gobiiformes; Gobiidae. Gene Ontology annotation, biological process: phospholipid translocation. The transcript is spliced from 7 exons. The coding region runs from base 280 to 1338 and encodes 352 amino acids. The record is from RefSeq and is a predicted model, not a curated record.